AUGGGCUCCAAAACUGACACAGUAGAUAGAAUUAUCUGUACAAAGCGAAGUCCCCCACGCAGAAGUCCGGCGAGAUAUCGUCGUAGGUCACCGAGUCCUGAAGACAGGCGUCGCAGGAGAUCACUGGAUCGUCGAAGACGAUCAUCGGAGAGACGCGAUAGGCGCCGUUCGCCCGAUCGACGUGGGAGCCGUCGUUCGCCGGAUGGACGGGAUCGAUCGAGCAGGUAUGAUAGAUCUUCCUCACGCGACAGAUCAAGUAGACGGGAUCGCUCCAGAGAACGACGGGAUAAGGAUCGUCGAUCUAGAUCUAAGGAUCGUAGAUCGAGAUCCAAGGAUCAAAGAUCAUCGGUGGAUCGUUCGAGAGACGAGAAGCGGUCUCCUGAUCGUUCAAAGGGUACCAAGGAUAAGGCAAAGGACAGGAAAGUGGAUGAGAAAACUAAAAGACCGCCUGAUACAGGAUCGCGAAAAGAAUUGCGAAAUGGCCGGUCUAAAUCAAGUAGCUCGGAAAGUAGCGAGAGUAGUUCCUCUAGCAAUGAGGACGAGUCACUUAGGAAAUCGAUCGAACGCAACCCGCCACAAGAGAAGCGGGAAAAAGAACGCGAACACGCGGAUGAUGCCAAGAAGAAGGAGAAAGAAAAAACGGUGAAAGAAGAACCUGCUAAGCGUCCAGAAAAAGAAAUUAAGAAGAUAGAACCGGUCGCUGUGAAAAAGCCUGAGCCUAGUGUUUCUCCUAAAAAAAUUCAAGCUACAUCACUUCCUGUUACCAGACACAGAUUCUCGAAGAGUUUGUCGCGUACACCUUCGCCAUUUAAGAAGACCGAAGACAUCGUGGCAGUAGCUAAAAUUAAACAGACGAUUAAAGAAGACACUAAGGACGAAUCACCAACGACGAAGACUGGAGAAGUGAAUUUUACCACUGGAGAUGCUUUCCCUUUAAAGAAGGAUGAGAAGUCUUUGAAAUCGACAAAAGUAACGGAAGAUAAAAAAUCUACUCAAAAGCCGUUGGAACUUCCAUCCAAGAAACCUGUAGAAAUGGCUAAAAAAACAAAAAAAGAAAAGCGUGAUGGCUCUACAGACAGUGAGGAUAGUGAUGGUGAAGGUAAGAGAAAAGUGAAAAAGACAGAAAAAUCGAAGAAGUCGAAGAAAACUUCGACAGAUGAAGAUAAAUCUGAUAAGAGCAGAGCUGGAUCCAGUUCGGAUUCUGAAGAUGAUAGAAAGCAUUCAGAUAAAAAUAAGAAAGUUAGAGAUACUAGCCGAACCGAUUCAAUAGAUGAUCGUAAUAAGGAUAGAAAGGAUACUAGAAAACGCGAAAUUGCCGAAAAUGACUCGCGAAAGCGUUCAAGAAAGGAAAUGGAAGAAGAAUUAAAAAAAUCAAAAAGAUCACGAAGAGAUUCUUCUUCGGGUGAAGAAGAGCAAAAAUCUAAAAGAGGUAGAAACGAAGAUGACAGAUCAAGAUCUCGAAAAUCGAAGAAAGACUCUAGUUCCGAUGAAGAACCUAAAAAAAUGAAAAAGAGGAGAGAUACCUCAUCUGAUGAUGAAAAAUCUAGAUCACGAAAGUCCAGAAAAGAUUCGACAAGUGAAGAUGACUCUAAAUCAAAAUCGAAGAAAUCGAAACGAGAUUCCAGUUCAGAAGAUGACGAUCCUGGAGAUAAAGAUUUGAAGAAGAAAAGAAAAGUUGACGAUAGUUCGGACGAUGAAAAGGUGAAAAAGAAGCGUAAGAAAAAGACAAAAACUAGCACUAGUGAAUCGGAGGAAAGUGAAAUCGAAGAAAAGAAAAAAAAGAAAGAAAAGAAGCACAAGAAACACAAGAAACAUAAGAAGCACAGAAAGCACAAAAAGAAGAAAGUUGCGGAUUCAGAUGAAUCUGAUUGACUCCUAAUUUCUCCUAGACAUCAGAAUCGCCAUACCGAAUUUGCAGACGUAAUGUAAUUUAUUUAAUAAUUUACGUAAUUUGCUAGUAUAAAAAAUAUAGAAGUAUUAAAAAUUA
Molecule: messenger RNA, 1987 nt
Organism: Acromyrmex echinatior (Panamanian leafcutter ant)
Lineage: Eukaryota; Metazoa; Arthropoda; Insecta; Hymenoptera; Formicidae
Gene: Srrm1
Product: Serine-arginine repetitive matrix 1
Biological process (GO): regulation of mRNA splicing, via spliceosome
Cellular component (GO): spliceosomal complex
Molecular function (GO): RNA binding
Source: RefSeq, a predicted model, not a curated record